Molecule: messenger RNA, 4140 nt
Organism: Symbiodinium necroappetens
Lineage: Eukaryota; Dinophyceae; Suessiales; Symbiodiniaceae
Source: the annotation of a GenBank genome assembly
AUGGGGGGAGGAACAGCAGGGGGGAUGCCGUGGGAGGCGCGAGCUUGGCUGGGGCUUCUCGAAGCGAGGGAGAUGCAGGUGGCCGGGGGGAAUACCCUUACCUCGAUCCCACAAUCAAAUGGAGUGCGACAGGGCUCCCCAGAUAGCCCAAUUCUUUUCAGCCGCAUUGUGGCCGACUGCCUUGAAGAGGCGACAAGGGAGACGCAGUACAUGCUUACAUCUGCCAAGGGGCCACCGCCGCCACAAUCUGGGGGGGCGUUUAUGGACGACAUGUACAUCUGGUCGCAUGACCACGCACAUCUGCAGGCAACCCUCGCUAGUUUGGAGAGGAGGCUUGCCCGCCAUGGACUCCUGAUUAGGGAAGACGGCGAUCAUAUUCAGCCAACCUGUUGGGGGGGCGCCCUGCGCAUCGGAGGAGAGGCCGUGAGCUGCAAGCCAUUUGGGGAGGUUAUCACAGCCCUCGGUUCCCCCUUAACGUUCGGAGAGAGCUCAGCAGCGAUCGUGGCCGAAAUGAACCACCGAGCUCGCAAGGCCUUUGGGAAGCACAGCCGACUUUUAUGUGCGCCGUCGCCCAUCAGGGAACGCAUCAAGCUCCACCAGACCUUGGUCCGGGGGUCAGCACUCUGGGGGGGGCAGUCAUGGCCAGUCACAGACGGCAUCUUGAAGGCGAUCAACACCACCCAGUUGCUCCAAGUCAGACGCAUGAUGUGCCCCAACAGACGACCGGGGGAGCGAUGGGAGGAAUGGCACGUUCGUACCAUGAGAGGGGCCCGAGUCGCACUGCAUCAGUCCAAGAUCCUUCGUUGGAGCACAUUCCAGCUGCAGCAUACUUGGGACCUAUAUGGACACAUGGCCCGUGCCGAAGCCGGGGGGAGGCCCAUGCUCACGUGGAAGGACGUUUCCUGGUGGGAGGUGGAGAAAGCCAAGCCCAGAAGAGAGAGGCACACACACGUCAAGUUCAACCCGCUCGCGGAUCCAGAGAGACAAUUGGUGGCCAUCGCGGGGGUGGGAUGGAAGGAGCUUGCUCGCGACUUCAAGGAGUGGGGAGAGAAGGGGGGGCAGUUUGUGGAGCGCUUCGAUGUACCGCCUGGUGGGACACCGCCAGCGCCACCGCUACCGCAACAGCAGCAGCAGGGGCCCACGCUCCAACUCCGCAGCAGCAACCUGCCGGCAGAAGACACUGACCCAGACCAGACGGAGGGGACAGCAGCAGCGGACAAACCAGCGAGCUCCAGCACAGCAGCAGCCGCCACCGACGGACCAGCAGCCACCGACCCCCACCAAGCGGCAGCGGCGACGCAACCGGAGGCAAACACGGCUCCCACUCAAUCUUCUACGAGCCACCAACAGCAAGCGGACCAUGGACCAGCAGGGAACACCCCGGAGCCGCAGCAACAGACAGGAGAGACUGGGACAGCCCUCGGAGGCCAUGCCAACCCACUACCGUUCGGCGAGGCCACCGUUCCCAGCCAACAACAACCGGCGAUGGCAACACAGCAAAGCCAGGCGCACAGCAGUGCAGCAACCACCCCGCCGACAGGGACCGGUCCAACAGGGGCCCAACAAUACCAGCACCAGCAACCUCCGGCAGCAGCGGCGCACACACAAAGAGGAGUGCCACAGACUGAAGCACAGCACCCAGCCAGCAGUUCGCACGAGCAGCCGCCGCAGAGGGGGGACUCCACCAACCCACCGCGACCCAACAAGGGUGAAGACACCAGCCCACCAGCAGCAGGGGGAGGCACCAACAGCGCGAAGGGGGGUAUACCACCAGACCAGGAGCUCGAAGAAGCCCCAAGCAAGGGGCUCUCGGGGGGACCAGACAAGCCGUACCACGAAGGACGCGGCGACCAACGCAUGCGAGGAAAGCGCUUCAAGGCCGCCGUCCAGCAAGCGUUCGCCCAGCGCGGCUGGGACAAACGGGAAGACCAGACGUGGAAGCAAGUGGCGUACAUGGUCGACCUCUACGAGGAAGACGACGAAGAGGUCUGGGCCAAAGUACUCGCAGCCGGCCCGCAACGACGCCCACGCCGGGGACAACAGCAGCAGCCAGCACCAGCAGGGGAUCAAGGGGGGAUCGACUGGGGGCUGCUACUCAACCUCCACACCCUGCCAAGGGGAACAGUCGGAGCCACGCCAACCCAACAACACCAGCGACCCUCGACGGCAGCGGCACAGACCAAGCACGCAGCAGCAGGGGAGCCGCAGGGAGACCCACGCAGGCGCCGUGAAGCAAGCAGCAGCACCCAAGCCCCGCAGCAGCACGAUGAAGACACCAGCAUGUGGGACGGCAUUUUUCAUGUGAUGCUGCUCUCCCACGGAGGGGCAACCCGCCCCCUGACGUUUCCUCCAGAGCUCUUUAUUGAACGAGGGGCGGAAGCACACCUGCGCAGCUUCCCGUAUGGAGUGUGGGCCGGGGUGGUCAUGGUCAAGAACUCCAGAAGAGCACCAAGCUACAACGACCCCAGCAGAGGAUUCUACAGAGUCCGGCUAAGCAGGAGAGAAGGGGGGGAAGACCCGCCAGGGUACAUUGCAGUGGGGACGGCAUUUGCUCUAUUCCCGUGGGGGGCCAUAACCAAUGGCAAACCAGUCAAAUGGCUGGUCCACAUCACCUCGACGCCAGCCCAGCCAGACAGCGACGCCACGGAGCUGCCGGUGGGGACCAGCUACACCUUAGAGCGAAAGGGGGGGACUGGGGGAUGGGGACUAGGCAGGCUUCCACCCAAGCUCGCGCUCCAAUACUUCUACGAUUGGGGGAACAUGAGAGGAACCGGCGCUAUAUAUUGGGGGCUCCCCAGAACCUGGUCGCUCCCUCCGAUCCAUUGGGAGCAGCUCACGGCUCAGCUCAUCCCAUCCCCCAACCAGGCCCGACACCCAGCACUGAACCCCACCUUCGACCACACCCAGGGGGGACAGCACGGUCCGGCACCCAACCCCCCACCUGCGCCGCCGCCCAGCCCGACACAGCCGCAGCCGCAGCCGCAGCAGCAGGGAGAACAACAGCCGCAAAGGGGGGCAGCAAGCACCACCGCCACCAGCCCCACACAGAGUGACACGCAGCAGACAGAAGGGGAAGAGACACAGCUUAUGCAGCGCACUCAGCUAGACGACAGCGCAGCCACUUCCAGCCAUGGGGAAAGCCUGUUCCAGCGACCGAGGCCGCGUCGCAUGCCGAAUGCCGCAGCCAUGGUGCGACACUGGCUGCGAAAGCUUGCCGCAGUCUUGAGCCAGAGAAGCCCGGGGGACAAUGUACAUGUCCUUUUGGAACAAGCCUCGCAAGCGGUGGGGCGCAGCAAGGCAGAGCCAGAGGCGUGCGACAACGGAAGCUUGGCGGGGGGACCCUCCAAGAAGAGACGCAUUAUGAACUCCAUCUCGGUGGCCAGAAUGCGGCUGCAAGACCUCACCGAGGAGGACGAUGUCGACGGCCUGAACGCACACCAAAUUCGCCACGACCUGGAGCAAGCCACCUACGACCUGGCCGUGGGGGAGAAACUUCUACAACACGCCACUACAAAUCAGUGGGGGUUUCAGGUGCAACAGAGUCUGCAGGGGUUGGCUCAGGCCCAGGCAGCGGUACAAACAGCGAUCUCAGCCACAGUACAAGGAGACCUUGACUGGCAUGUGCCAGGUUGGGGACAGGCCGUGGUGGUGUUGAUGGAGGAUGCAGAGCAGUUGCUUGAGGAAGAGGGGCAACUUGACUUCGUGCACCCAGCGGAUGUUGCGGCCCUCUCAGAAGGGGCACAGGAAACCCCUCCGACGCCACUGGGCAGUUGGGGACAGCAACUUGAUGAGCUGAUACGCAACAUUGGGGGAGUCAUGGCCUUUGUGACGGAGGGGCAUGCAGAAGUCAGACAGCUGCUGGCCGCCAUACAAGUCUGGAGAGCGAAAGAUCGCCCGGACGAAGUGGUGGAGAUCGAAACCCAGACGACGGACCAGGGGGAAGGGGCACCCCCUACAGAUGAGGUGCAGCCGUGGAAGCCUCCGCUGGAGGUGGAGCAAUGGCCGGGGAGUAUACCAUCGUCGGCCAACGAGGGGGACACACAGACAAGCGAACCCGGUUUCCCCACGGACGGGGACUUGCUCGACGCCCUCGAGGAGUACGAACAGCAAGAACAGAGAGAGGACAGGAAGCUGUGCUAG